Molecule: messenger RNA, 891 nt
Organism: Sorex fumeus (smoky shrew)
Lineage: Eukaryota; Metazoa; Chordata; Mammalia; Eulipotyphla; Soricidae
Product: zinc finger protein 345-like
Exons: 3
Biological process (GO): regulation of transcription by RNA polymerase II
Molecular function (GO): RNA polymerase II cis-regulatory region sequence-specific DNA binding; DNA-binding transcription factor activity
Source: RefSeq, a predicted model, not a curated record
GGAGAGAAGCCUUAUAUAUGUCAGACAUGUGGGAAGGCCUUUAAUCAGCCCUCAGAUCUUAAUAGACAUAUGGAUAUUCAUAGUGGAGAGAAACCUCAUAAAUGUCAGACAUGUGGGAAGGCCUUUGCUGGAGCCUCAAAACUUACUGUACAUAGGAGAAUUCACACGGGAGAGAAACCGUAUAUAUGUAAGGAAUGUGGAAAGGCCUUUGCUAAAGCCUCAAUAUUUACAGUACAUAGGAGAAUUCACACUGGACAGAAGCUUUAUAUAUGUGUGCAGUGUGAAAAGGCCUUUACUACAUCCUCACAAUUGACUAUACAUAGGAGAAUUCACACUGGAGAGAAACCGUAUAUAUGUGUGCAGUGUGAAAAGGCCUUUACUACAUCCUCACAAUUGACUGUACAUAGGAGAAUUCACACUGGAGAGAAACCGUUUAUAUGUAAGGAAUGUGGGAAGGCCUUUGCUAAAGCCUCAAGACUUAGUGAACAUAGGAAAAUUCACACUGGAGAGAAACCAUAUAUAUGUAAGGAAUGUGGGAAGGCCUUUGCUAUAUCCUCAAGACUUACUGUACAUAGGAGAAUUCACACUGGAGAGAAACCGUAUAUAUGUAAGGAAUGUGGGAAGGCGUUUUCUGAAGCCUCAAGACUUACUGUACAUAGGAGAAUUCACACUGGAGAGGAACCGUAUAUAUGUAAGGAAUGUGGAAAGGCCUUUGCUAAAGCCUCAAGACUUAGUGAUCAUAGGAGAAUUCACACUGGAGAGAAACCGUAUAUAUGUAAGGAAUGUGGGAAGGCCUUUGCUAAAGCUUCAAGACUUAAUGAACAUAGGAGAAUUCACACUGGAGAGAAACCAUAUAUAUGUAAGGAAUGUGGAAAGACUCUCAGCUACUGA